This is a messenger RNA of Hirundo rustica (Barn swallow), 2377 nucleotides long. RefSeq names its product splA/ryanodine receptor domain and SOCS box containing 4 (gene SPSB4). The coding region runs from base 375 to 1196 and encodes 273 amino acids. Gene Ontology annotation, molecular function: protein binding. NCBI's taxonomy places the organism in Eukaryota, Metazoa, Chordata, Aves, Passeriformes, Hirundinidae. Gene Ontology annotation, cellular component: SCF ubiquitin ligase complex. The transcript has 4 exons. The record is from RefSeq and is a predicted model, not a curated record. Gene Ontology annotation, biological process: proteasome-mediated ubiquitin-dependent protein catabolic process; intracellular signal transduction.
CUCCGAGCGCGCCGAGCUCGGCCGCGGCGGCCCCCGAGUUUGUUUACUUGUGCUCCGCGUCUCGUCGCCGGUAUCGGCUCUCUGCCGGCGUAGCGGAUCGGUGGCGGUGCCGUGCUGGGGGUUUAUGUGCUGCUGGAAGUUAAAUUAAAGUCAUCCAGGUCACAUCAGGAACUGCCUCUGACGGGCUGCUUCAGCUGAGCACGUCUCACAGGAGCCUUUUUUACUCUGAAAACAUUGCUGCUAAAAAACUCCAAACAGAAGGAGUAAAUCCAGUCAUCUUGUCAGGCCACUGGCUCAGUGUAACGGUGCUUUCAUGAGGUGACAUCGGGCCAAAGUCAACUUUUCUUUCUCCUUUGUAAACCUGCAGCCAAGCAAUGGGCCAGAAAAUCUCAGGGAGCAUAAAGUCUGUGGAUGUGAGGGAGCCCCCUUAUAGACCCGUGAAACGAGAGCUGAGAGGCCCGGAUUUUUGCAAGCCCGCGCGCCUGGACAUGCUGUUGGAUAUGCCCCCCGCCAAGCUGGAGGUCCAGUACAAACACGCCUGGAAUAACGAAGAUCGCUCGUUAAAUAUAUUUGUAAAGGAAGACGAUAAGCUGACUUUUCACAGGCACCCGGUGGCCCAAAGCACAGAUUGCAUCCGGGGCAAGGUGGGCUACACGCGGGGCCUGCACGUGUGGCAGAUCCACUGGCCCACGAGGCAGCGGGGGACUCACGCCGUGGUGGGCGUCUCCACGGCCGACGCGCCGCUGCACUCCGUGGGAUACACGUCCUUGGUUGGUAGCAACAGUGAAUCCUGGGGCUGGGAUCUGGGGCGCAACAAACUCUACCACAACUGUAAAAACCAGCCUGGGGUCACGUACCCCGUCUUUUUGGAACCAGAUGAGUCUUUCGUACUCCCAGACUCCUUACUGGUGGUUUUGGAUAUGGAUGAAGGGACGCUUAGCUUCAUGGUCGAUGGACAGUAUCUUGGAGUGGCCUUCAGGGGACUAAAAGGGAAAAAACUUUACCCCAUAGUCAGUGCAGUUUGGGGGCACUGUGAAAUUACGAUGAGAUACAUCAACGGACUUGACCCGGAACCCCUGCCUUUAAUGGACUUGUGCCGAAGAUCAAUUCGUUUUGCUCUUGGCAGAGACCGCCUGCAUGACAUAGAAAUUCUACCUUUGCCUCUGUCUCUGAAAAAUUAUUUACAGUACCAAUAAGACAUCUAGAACCCUCUAGCCUCACAUUGGACUUCAGCAAUGCAAAUGGCAGAAAAUUGUUUACAGCAAAAUAUAAAUCUUUGUGAUGGACACUUAAGUGUUAUUUAAUUUUUAAUGUAUAUUUUUUUUUUCUGAACCAGUGAAAGCAGAUCACUGUGGGGGACUACUAAAGAAUGUGAAAACAUUACUUUGAUUGAGGUUCAUGUGUUACCUGUUGCCUGUUGUGUUUACAGUCCUGAAGGCUAUAAUUCUCAUCUCCCAUACGUUGAUUGGUUUAUCUCUGUUGCCUCUGGUAAAUGCCAAUAGAAAAUCUGACCUGCACGAUUCACUGUCAUGCAGACAGAGCAUUUUUCAAUAUUAUGAUUUUCAUUUUUCUUUCUCUCUCCUACACUUUACUCCAAUAAAUAAAAAUAAAUUAGCAAAGGAAAAGUCUUGACAGUAACUUCUGAAAAAUAUUUAAACCUUGGUAUGCAGAGUUGUUGAGAGUUCUGUGCGUUCAGUGCUCAACAUAAUUAGGCCUAUAAUAUCUAAAAGCUCUAAUGUUUAAAAAAAGAUUAUUGUCUAGAAGUAGAGAAUGUGGUUUAAAAACAUGAGAAGAAACAAAUGGUUUAUGUGUCAGAUCAGUUUCUGGACUUGGUAACAGUAAGGUGCAGUUCGUUGUUUUCAAGACCAAAUCUAGUCCCUCCAAAGUUCUGCAGUUUAUAACAAAGUGCUCAUUGUCCCAAGAAUUUAGGAUAUUCAUAAUUUAGGAAGCUUGUCACUUUCUUCCUUUUUUUUUUUUUUAAACAAAUUUAUAAUUUUUAUGUGGUAUGAACUCUAAGUACUUUGUUUUCUUUUUAAUGUAUGUGUGGUUAUAAUGUUUAUUUAUCUGUUAGCGUCUGGAGUUCUCAUUUAACUGUUUCCCAUCUUGGGGUGACUGAUUCUGAUUUUUUUCCCAACUCCACUGAAAUGUAUCAGUUUUUCAGGCUCAUCCCUUUUUUUUUUAAGAUGCUGCUUUCUGUUUGCGUUUCUUACAUGUUUCAAGUUAUCUGCCUGAAUCAGUUAUCUAGUUUUUAAACUGGAAGUUGUUGUUACGGCAGAAUGUCAAAUGUUUAGACUGAGCUGCCUUCAGCAUAUUUUAAUGUGAAUUUACUGAUGAAUGAGGAGAAAAUUUCUAAUAAAGUCUACUGUCCAAAGUAAAA